Thyridium curvatum is the source of this 783-nucleotide messenger RNA. RefSeq lists its product as uncharacterized. Bases 1 to 783 code for a protein of 260 amino acids. The transcript is spliced from 2 exons. The record is from RefSeq and is a predicted model, not a curated record. Lineage: Eukaryota; Fungi; Ascomycota; Sordariomycetes; Thyridiales; Thyridiaceae. Gene Ontology annotation, molecular function: oxidoreductase activity, acting on the CH-OH group of donors, NAD or NADP as acceptor.
AUGUCUGGAAACGUACUCAAUCUUUUCCGCAUUGGCGGCAAAACCGCCCUCAUUACCGGUGCGAACGGUGGUAUUGGCGGAGCGAUGGCAGAGGCGCUGGCAGAGACCGGCGCCAACAUUGUUAUCAUCCAGAUCCCCGGCGACCCAAGCACAUCGACAAAGGAGAGUCUCGCCAAGCUUCCGAUUAAGGUCAGCGUCUACGAUUGCGAUCUUGUCGACGAGGCAGCCAUCAAACAGACUGUCGCGGACAUCAUCGACCGAGACGGCCACGCCAUUGACAUACUCAUCAACUGCGCCGGGGUCAGCGGCCAUAAGUCGAUCCUUGAGGUUGACGACGCCUUCCGCCACAAGAUCUUCAACAUCAACAUGAAUGCUACCUAUGUCAUGACCCAGGAGGUGGGUCGACGCAUGAUUGCUCGAGGCAAAGGCGGCAAGAUCCUCAACGUUUCUUCCCUGGCCGGCAUGAUAGCUGGCCAGAACAUCUCAGUCUAUGCGGGGACCAAGGGGGCAGUGAACCAGUUCACGUCUGCUUUCGCAAAUGAAUGGGCACAAUACGGUAUCACCGUGAAUUGUUUGUGUCCUGGAUACGCGCUCACUCCUAUGACGCGCGGAUACUUCGAGAACGAGCCCGGUUUCAAAGAGUACAUUACGUCUCGCACACCGAUGGGAAGGUGGGCGGUUCCGGAAGAUUUCAAGGGCAUCACGCUUUUCUUUUGCAGUCCUGCAUCGGACUACAUCACUGGCAUCAGAAUGCCUGUCGACGGCGGCGUCCAUGGGAAGUGA